AUAAAUGGUGGAAUAAUUGCAAGGCCAUUAAUAAUUAUGUAACGAACGUGUAAUAAAGUUAGUUGGGUACGUUUUGAAUGACUCUGUUUUUUAUUCUCUUAAAUCAGAACAACAUGCAUUUCCAAGUCAUUUUUAUUGAAUUUCAUCCACGCCACUAGAGGCAAUCCAUUAGCUAAUACUCCCGUGCAGCUUCAGCAGAAAAAGACAAAACAAGCAUUUCAUUGGAACGCUUAAGCUACUUGGUCGUGUUUGCAUUUCUUACAAAAAAUAAAUCGGCACCUAAUUAAAACAGAAUUUGGCGAACAAGAAAUUCCAAGGAAAAUGAUGCACAGAUUUUGUGAGUAGCAAGUAUUCGGAAGGGGUUAUAGAAAACACUACAGGGCUCCGUGAUAUAGGUUGCACACUCGCAGUGUUAAUAUAGGGGCCUUCGCCAGGUGAUUUUGGAAAUUGAUUCUAAUAAAUAAGUUAGAUGCACGUCUUAGUUAUGAAUUUAUGUGUGUCUCAGUGACGGCCAUAACAACGAAAGGCAGUUUCAUCAAAGGUGAACCGUGGCAGACACGUCCAACGAGUUAAGGCUAACGUGCGCGUGUCACAGGCGCCCAAAUGUAGGCGCGUCUGAAUCAGAAUAAGGAAGAGGCUGGGGGUGUAUCUUCAACGGACAUGAACCAGGCUGAUGUCGGGGACGUAAAGAUCUCCCUGGUGCCGCUGGGCGGAAGGGAGCUCAGUAAAUAUGCUCCCCAAGUUGCAGAUGAUGAUGAGGAUGCGGAUGAUGCCUUUCUUACUCCACCAUCUGCAGAUGAAGAGCGGAAGCAACGUGGCUUACGCAGACACCAGAUCAACGAGAGUCCUGACCUGGAAGACAGUGCAUCAGGCGAGGAGAUGGCAACAAAAGCAGUCAAGGACAUUUGUGUAAAAACAUACAGCUAUAUGAGCCCGAUCAGCAGUGACAUUGAUGACAUCCCACAAAGCACUUUUAGAAGAGAUUGCACUAGACAGGCAGGGAAAUGGCACAGAGGCCCUCCCCCAACCCCCAAAAGUGCUGAGAAGGAGGAGCCUAAAAGGGGACGAAAAGCCAGGCAAGUGGAGAGGCGUGGCCUGCACAGCCCAGAUGGAUGUGAGCCAGAGCCCAAAAGUGGCAUUUCAAAAGUGGCCAGAAAGAGAAGGGGUCGACCAAAACAGGCAAAGGAUUUACCAGUGAGUACGCACCUGGAAAUGAGACUGGGCACCACUAGGAGGAGCACAACAGCAAAGCAGCAAAACAACAAACACGACACUUCUACUUGUCUAACAGAGUUGGUUCCCGAGCCCGAAAAUGAGGUCACUGCCAAAACAGCAAAGAAGCAGAAAGCAGCCACCUCCAGAACAUCUCGAGGAAGACAUUGCACUACUUCAGCCAAUGCUGGGAGCUCAGAACACAAUUUAUGUGACCUGGACAACACAGCAGAGAGUGAGAGAAGUGAAAGUCCUGGCCAAACAUUAGACAGCAUGUCUGAUGAAUCAAGGAGCUGUUGCAGGUCCGAGGAGACCAGCGCAGAGGCUGAAAAAGAACUGGACACGAAGAAAGUGAAAACGGGAAAUGACAGCAGAAAGACACGCAAAUUCAGGGACUCUUCCGCUUCCUCCAGUAUGGACGAGGGCAGCAAGAAGCGAGCGGCGAAGCAGCGCAUCAAAAGAACGCAAAAGUGUCGAAGGCGAGCAUUGCCCGCGUCGUCCUGCGAGUCCAAACUCUCAGUGUGUCCUGCUGUUCACCUGUCCAGGAAGAAAGAAAGGAAGGCCCAGUGGGGGCGAGGCCCAAUUGAGUGCGAGGUGUGUGGCCGCAGCAUCCGCUGCCGAGCCAUCAUGGAGCGGCACAUGCUGACGCACACAGGCGAGAAGCCAUUCGAGUGCGGCGACUGUGGCCGCCGCUACACCAGCAGCUCCAACCUGCGCAUCCAUCAGCUGAGCCACAGCGGCGCCAUGGACUUUGUGUGCAACGAGUGCGGCCAGAAGUUCACACACCUGCCCUACUUGAAACGCCACUUGCUUCGGCACGCCGGCAAGAAGAUGCACAUGUGCGACCAGUGUGGCAAGGGCUUCAUCCAGAAGUACCACCUGGAACGGCACCUGCUGUUGCACACAGGCAAGACACCAUACACCUGCGACGAGUGUGGCGCCACCUUCACCCGCACCGACUACCUGAGGAUGCACAUGCGCAACACCCAUCUUGGCCACGGCAAGCGGGCCGAGACGGUGCCGUCCAAGUCCCACAAGUGUGACACGUGUGAGAAAGCGUUCACCUCACGCAGCGUGCUGGAGGCACACAUGCGCGUGCAUACGGGCGAUGCGCCCUUCAGAUGCAGCAUCUGCAUGCGCAGGUUCAAGCAGUCAAGCCACAUGUCAUCACAUAUGCGCACACAUACAGGAGAGAAGCCGUACAUCUGUGAUGUCUGUGGGCUCAGGUUCACACGCAGAUCCUAUGUCCGCGUCCACAAAAGAAAAGUGCAUGGCGCAUCAGAUCAGGUUCCAAGUUGUUAGUUUAUACAGCAUUUAUGAAGUUGAAAAUGCUGAAUUGACAUUAUUUCUUCUUUAUAAUAAAAUCUUUUUAAAUGUUCACUUGUGCAUUUUAAGUUAAAGCCAUUUGUUGUCAUAUGUGUCAUAUAUUGUUUCUUUAAAAUUUCAGCGUGUUCCUUUGCCUUAAUGCGUUAUUGUUUUAAAUGCUGCAUUGUGGGACUAAUUUCAUAUUUAAAUGCCCAUUGUUUUGUGUUACUGGACACAUGAAAAGCACAAUAAUAUGGUUAAGAGGAAUUCGGAGUGUUCCGUUUUGUCCUGCAGAGGGCACUAAACGAUAGAAUUUGUACAGAGGAGAAGUACAAGUCUCCCGGCUUGUUAAAUGCUAGAGGCGCCCGCGAGCGAGUCCAAAACGAAUAGGGGUGAAUGGAGGACAACGGCCUAUAACGAGAAAUUAAAAGUUUUUCACCACUUGUGAAGGAUCUUCCUUUAAUUUUGGAAAUUACAUAAUUAAUUAUGUACUGCACUAAGAAUAGCAAAUAAAAUACACAUACUUUUUUUUCUACAGCAAAGAUGUUGGGCAGUAGGACGCUGGCAUUUCUGCUGCUGACUGCUGAUAGGUGAGCUGACCCUGCAGUAGCAAUAAUCGUGUCCUACUGACCAAAACCCAUUUGCUAUAGAAAAAAAAAGUAUACAGGUAAAUUGUACAUUUUUAGCGUAAUACAUAUACUUUCAAAAGUUAAAGUAAGGAUCUGCUUAUUUUUGUUCUAACGAGAGGAAUAGAAUGUGACCAGGCUCCUCAUAAACCGCUUCUGACUAAACCCUCAUGCUGCACUUCCAUGCCGUUCUGUGCACUUAUAACACAGUACACUUUAGGCUGUGUUCAGACGUGCCAAGCUUUGGUUCGAUUAAAACGAAAGGCCCGACACCGGCUGAGCAGGUGGGUCUCGGUCUGUUUCUAAAGGAAUUCUAGUGCGGUUUGUUGGAAGUAUGAACACAAUACGAACCAAACACGGGACGUGAUGACACAAGAUGCGACACUAAACGUGCAGCGACAGAAGAAAGUUCAUUGAAAGCAAAAAAAGUUUUCCAAUACAGUUCGGUAGUCAUUGGAAAUGUAGGCCUGCGUCGUCUAAACUUUGUAGCGUACCUUCCUAGGUAUGUGCAGCGGAACAAUGGCUGGCGUUAUUUUGUCUCCUUUAUCCAUUUUAGCCGUAGUCUGUGUCAUGCAUGUGUCAUACAUCACUUAAUUAAUUUGGUUCGAUUGGAGUGAACGCUAAACAAACCAGGACUAAGAUGUAACAAAGGGGCCUUUAUCAUUUUCUUGUUUGGUCCGGACCAAGGGAACCGAACUACAGGUAUGAACACAGAUUGCAAACAAUCUCAGAAUUUAAUAAAUUGACACGAAGUCAAGCAAAAGUCUUUAAUACUGCCACAUAUCAAUGCAUCUCAGUGUAAAACCUAAAAAAAACACUCAAGCUUACUAUCAGUCACUCCUCACUUAUCAACUGUGAUAUUAAAACCGUUUUUAGGGCAUUUGCACCCAGAGUUGAAAUGGUCAGCCCACAUACAAUGUAUCCUGCCCAAACUGGAUGUAUUAAGGGCAUCUGUCAUCGAAAAUGUGUAGAUAAAUUACAUUUGUAAAUAUCUCAAAUGAAACUGGCAAAUUUUCUGUCAGAUUUUCUAGCAAAGUUAUUUGUAUUUUGUUAACUGGUCAAAAAAUUAACAAUCUACUUAAUGAAAUAAAUGAACAAUGUUCCCCAGCUAAAUCCCAUCUCUUCCUGCAUUAAUAGUAGUAUUAAACACCUCAGCAUUAAUAUUUCCCUCAAUCUAUCAGAUCUUUUCCAGGUAAAAACUAGGGAUAAAAAAAAAAA
Electrophorus electricus (electric eel) is the source of this 4361-nucleotide messenger RNA. RefSeq lists its product as uncharacterized. Gene Ontology annotation, biological process: regulation of transcription by RNA polymerase II. Gene Ontology annotation, molecular function: DNA-binding transcription factor activity; RNA polymerase II cis-regulatory region sequence-specific DNA binding. Lineage: Eukaryota; Metazoa; Chordata; Actinopteri; Gymnotiformes; Gymnotidae. The record is from RefSeq and is a predicted model, not a curated record.